GGGCCGGAGGUCCAGGAGGGCGGGGCGGGAGGCACGGAGGGCUGGGUCCUUCACUGCUGGCUGUGGAGCGCACGGCCGUGGGUGGCCGCUGGCCGGGAGGCUGCGGGGUUGAGCCCCGCUGACCCGCCGGGCCGGCCAUGGGUGAUCGCGAGCGCAACAAGAAGCGGCUGCUGGAGCUGCUGCAGGCGGCAGACACCGGCAACGCGCACUGCGCCGACUGCGGGGCGGCGGGUCCCGACUGGGCCUCCUACAAGCUGGGGAUCUUCAUUUGUCUCCACUGCUCCGGCGUCCACCGCAACUUCCCGGACAUCAGCAAAGUGAAAUCCGUGAGACUUGACUUCUGGGACGACAGUGUUGUAGAGUUUAUGACCAACAACGGGAACCUCCGUGUGAAGGCCAAGUUCGAAGCCAGAGUCCCAGCUUUCUACUACAUCCCCCAGGCAAAUGACUGCCUGGUCUUAAAGGAACAAUGGAUUCGAGCUAAGUAUGAGCGACAGGAGUUUAUGGCUGAAGGGAAAACCGUCUCACUCCCAGGUAACCGGGAAGGAUUCCUGUGGAAGCGAGGAAGGGACAACGCACAGUUCCUGAGAAGAAGGUUUGUCCUUCUGACAAGAGAAGGCCUCCUGAAGUACUACACCAAGGAAGAGGGAAAAGGCCCCAAAGCUGUCAUCAGCAUCAAGGACUUGAAUGCCACCUUCCAGACAGAAAAAAUCGGGCAUCCACAUGGGCUGCAGGUCACCUACAGAAGAGAGGGGCGCACCCGGAACCUAUUUGUGUAUCACGAAAGUGGGAAGGAGAUAGUAGACUGGUUCAAUGCCCUUCGUGCAGCCCGUCUACAAUACCUAAAAAUGGCCUUUCCUGAGUUUCCAGAGUCUGAGCUUGUGCCUUUCAUCACCAGGAACUACCUCAAACAAGGCUACAUGGAAAAGACUGGUCCAAAGCAGAGAGAACCUUUCAAGAAAAGAUGGUUUGCCCUGGAUCCCCAGGAGCGGAGGCUGCUGUAUUACAAGAACCCCCUGGAUGCCUUUGAACAGGGCCAGGUUUUUCUCGGGAGCAAGGAGCAGGGAUACGAAGUAUAUGAAGACCUGCCCAAGGGCAUUCGAGGGAAUCGCUGGAAAGCCGGCCUUACCAUCGUACCAGAGCGGAGGUUCAUCUUCACCUGUGCCAGCGAGAAGGAGCAGCGGGAAUGGCUGGAAAGUUUGCGGGAUGUCCUGUUGCCCUUGUCACCCCUCCACCUCCUCAGUGAGAAGCAGGGACUGGGGGUGGUUCUUUUGGCUGAGGGCAGAAAGGGGUUUCUUCACUUGGGCUCAGCUGUGAAACCACAAAGCCCUCUGUGCUUUCCAUGGCCUUCCUCUGCCAAGGAAAAAUACAGACCUUGCACAUUACUGCCAGAAAGUCCCCUUGGCACCCAAGUUCCUCUAACUGGGCCCUUCUCCAUGUACUUCAGGCAGAGUUGGGCCUCUGCAGAACCCUAAGCUGGCUCUACCAUGCUGGGCUGGGCAGCCUCCUCCCCUCCCCCUUCCUUUUCUCAUGAGAAAACCCUGGCCUGGUAUUAUUAGCAGAGGUCACCCUGCUAGGCAGCUCCUGGAAUUCUGGAUUCCUCCCCACCCAGAGAGAGGGUUAUUUUUAGUGCCCUUCUUUUCCCCUGGGUCCUUCCCUCUGUCUCUCUCCUCUUCACCCCAAGCAUGUCACAAGGAGGUGUCCCUGUCUGCUGACAGCCUUGCCUAAGGGGAGAUGUGCUGAGUUAGGGCAGGAAGUUUCUGGCUUACGGGCCUGGCUUUUGCAGGGAAAGAAGUUCUGUGCUUGGAAACAUACAGACUGAGCAGGUGACCCCACACAGCAAAUUGGGGGAGCCCUUCUGCUCUAUGAGUCUGACCAGUAUGAACACAAACUCUCCUCACUGCCCCGGUUCCUGAAGCUACAGAGCCUCAAGAAAGGAUGCAGAAGCAGGCCUUAGGGAAGCCUUCUGUUUUCUGUUCUCCGUCUGUCUUGUUCUCUCUCUCCUUUUCUCUUGCUUUCUAACCUGCACCCCUCUGUCUCUCACUCUUUUAGUCUGUUUUUAAAUGCUCUUUUCUUUUUGAAUCUAUUUUUUUUAAUCCUGGCUCCCUCUGUCAUUGCACCCCUGUCAUCCUGCUGUCCUCUUCUCUCCAGAAGGACUGCACUGUCUGGGCCACCUCCCUCAGCCUCUUGUUUCCCUUGCAGCUGCAUCAGCAGGGAGUGGAGGCAGAAGCAGGUGACCCAUCGCUGAGGAGCCUGUGGGCACUGAGCACCUGAGUUCCUGGUGGCCUUGCCUCCAGAGAACUCAUCUCUGCUCUGGUUGCCCAGCAGGGGUGCCUCAUAGCCAGCAGCCAUCCCAGGCAGUGAUCUCUGCCAUGACUGAAGCUGUGACUUAUCCUCCUACACCCUGGGCUUCCUCCUGCUGCCACUGCCCAGCAUCAGAGAGCUGCAGAUCAGGUGCAGAGAUGAGCACGCGGCCCUGCCACACACACCUUGGCCUGACAUGUCCUGAAGACCCAGAACUUUCUCACAUCUGAAAUAGAGGCGCUGUAAGAAAAAGGCACCCAGAGCAUUGUGCAAGUGCAUUUUGCCAAAAGAAAAAAAAAAGUUUAAACUUAACCACGAGUAAAUAAUCAGACAAAUGCAAAUUCACAUUGGGUACCUGCUGCUAAACAACUAGCCUGGACUCUUCAAAAGGUCAAUAUCAUGAAAGAUACAGAUACACUAGAAUACAGGAAACUAAGACAUGGCAACCAGAUGCUGUUUGAGAUUCUUGAUUGGGCCAUGAAUUAAAAAAAAAAAGGUGUAAAAGACAUAACUGAAAUAUUGAGAAAUCUGAAUAUGGAUGUAUAGUAGCUAUUGUAAAAUCGUGAUAAUCAUGCCGUAUUUGUAUAGGAGAAUGUUCCUGUUCUUAGAAGAUAUUGCUAUAGUAAAAUGUAAAAAUGACACCUACAGCUGAUUCUUAAAGAGUUCAACAAAAAAUUCAUGUAUCCAGUAUAUGAACAGAAUGUGUGUUAUUCAUAGCUAUACUUGUCUCUCCAUGUGUGUACAUACAUAUAUAGUGUACAGAGAGAUCGUGCCACUGUAAAAUGUUAGUGACUGAUGAAUCUAAAUGAAAUAUA
This is a messenger RNA of Castor canadensis (American beaver), 3119 nucleotides long. RefSeq names its product arf-GAP with dual PH domain-containing protein 2. The record is from RefSeq and is a predicted model, not a curated record. Gene Ontology annotation, cellular component: intracellular membrane-bounded organelle; cytoplasm; plasma membrane. Gene Ontology annotation, molecular function: GTPase activator activity; phosphatidylinositol bisphosphate binding; phosphatidylinositol-3,4,5-trisphosphate binding. Lineage: Eukaryota; Metazoa; Chordata; Mammalia; Rodentia; Castoridae. Gene Ontology annotation, biological process: heart development; positive regulation of GTPase activity.